AUGGGCAUGGAACGUAUCGUACGAGGGGCCCUGUCCGUCUCACUUGCGAUCAGACGACAAACCUCGGUCCCUCAUCGUUGGACGCAGCUGCGGCGAAUCCAAUCCAGUACCACAAACCACAGCCCAUCCGCGCCGCCAUCACCGGCAACAGCGGCUGAAAAUGCGAACACCCAGACCCCUCCCCACGGCUCUGCGACGGCUUCAGCUGGAGCCCCCGUGCCCUCGAUCCCCGAGCGACCCUCGCGCUCGCUGCGUCAGAUAAUGAAGGCUAGUCCGCUGGGGAAGGCCGUGGGCUGGUAUAGCCGGCAGCAGCAUGGCCGCCCGUAUUGGACGCAGGUGUGGAGUACGCUUAUCAUAUACUUAUGUGCAGACCUGUGUGCGCAGCUGCUGGUAUCCAGUGAUGAAGCAUCGGAGGCGGGGGAGCUGCAAGGUGAAGUUGCUGCUGCCCAGCAGGACGAAGAUCAGGAGAGCACGUCGAGUGUGUGGGCGAAUUACGAUGGGAUGCGGACUGCGAGACAUUUGACGGUGGGAGUUGUUGCCGCGAUUCCGGUGUAUAGAUGGUUUAUGUUCCUUCACCAUCAUUUUAAUUAUGCCUCGAAAGCCCGUUCUAUCCUCACUAAAGUUGCCGUAUCACAAUCCAUAUUCACUCCUAUUUUCAAUACCUACUUCUUUGCCAUGCAGUCUCUGCUCGCCGGAGCGUCACUGUAUGAUACGUGGGAGAGAUUGAAAAAGGCCGUGCCGAAUAGCAUCAUGAACAGCGCCAAACUGUGGCCCGGUGUCACCGCUUUCUUAUUUUUAUACGUGGAGCCGCAGUUCCGCAGCAUCGUUUCAGGCAUUGUGGCUGUGGGCUGGCAGGCAUAUUUAAGUUGGCUCAAUCAAAAGGCAGCUAGGGAAGUUAGGGAGGCUGCUAUUAUAGAAGCCGCUGAGCUUCUGCAAGACACAGGUUCUCACAAAGGCGCGCUGCUGCAUACCCCGUGA
Messenger RNA from Ophidiomyces ophidiicola, 978 nucleotides. RefSeq lists its product as uncharacterized. Gene Ontology annotation, cellular component: cytoplasm; membrane; mitochondrion. The coding region runs from base 1 to 978 and encodes 325 amino acids. The transcript has 2 exons. The record is from RefSeq and is a predicted model, not a curated record. NCBI's taxonomy places the organism in Eukaryota, Fungi, Ascomycota, Eurotiomycetes, Onygenales, Onygenaceae.